UCCGAUAAAGUGCCAUCGUAGCUGCGCUCACACUACUUCUAAUACCUUAUCGGUUUGUUGUUUAUAUUCCGCGAAUUGCUGCAACGGUAGUGUAGCGAUAUACACGUUGCCAAACGCUAACUUAGAUGUCUGUGAAAAGAUCCAGUGUUAUGUUUGUAUAAAAGCUUAAAUUGAUCCGGGAACAUACCAUAUGGAUGUCAUUUAACCGGCGAGCUAUGUAUCAGUAUCCACUAGCUUUAAGAGCCAUUUACUAGCUAGCUAGCUAGACAGUGAGAGUACGGCAGAAUGCGUUCUCUGAGUUUUGUCCAGCGUGUUUGUCUAGACUUCGCAGGGACGCUGUUUCCACAUGCCAUUUGCCUUGGAGACGCCGAUAACGACUCGUUGAAUGAACUUGUGGUUGGUGACACUAGUGGAAAGCUAUACAUCUAUAAGAAUGAUGAGUCUAAACCCUGGAUCACUAGAACAUGUGUGGGAAUGUUGACUUGUGUGGGAGUAGGAGACAUCUGCAACAAAGGCAAGAACCUUGUGGUUGCGGUAGGAGCAGAAGGUUGGCUCCACCUGUUUGACAUCGCUGCCGCCAAAGCUGAGUCCUCCAGCCAGUUGGAGGCGACGUUCUGGGAUGAGCAGAGGCCUUGCUUUACCCAGCACAUCCCUGCCAACACCAAAGUCAUGCUUAUCAGUGAUAUUGAUGGGGAUGGUCGCAGUGAGCUCGUCGUGGGCUACACUGACCGUGUGGUGCGAGCGUUCCGUUGGGAAGAGCCACCUGAUACCACUGACCUGAGUGGAGGUCAGCUGGUCCUGUUGAAGAAAUGGCUCCUGGAGGGACAGGUGGACAGUUUAUCAGUGAACCCAGGGCCAGACGGCCUGCCUGAGCUCAUGGUCUCGCAGCCUGGCUGUGGCUACGCCAUCCUGCUGUGUUCUUGGACACAAGAGGGCACUGCAGGCCAUGGGGAGGACAGCUCAGCUGCAUCCGCCGGAGAAGGGCCCUCCCGGGAUGUCGUUCUUCAUCUCACCACUGGGCGCAUACACAACAAGAACGUGUCCACCCAUCUGAUAGGCAGCAUCAGCAGAGGGUCGAAGGCCGAUGAUACUAAAGGGGGCUUAUUCGCUCUCUGCACUUUAGAUGGUACCUUGAAGUUAAUGGACAGCUCUGAACAGCUCCUGUGGUCCAUGCAGGUGGACCACCAGCUCUUUGCCCUGCAGAAACUGGAUGUCACUGGUGAUGGAAGAGAGGAGGUUGUGGCCUGUGCUUGGGAUGGUCAGACCUACAUCAUCGACCAUAACCGCAUGGUGGUUCGCUUUCAGUUCGAUGAGAAUGUGAAUGCCUUCUGUGCUGGGCAGUACGCGUGUAAGGGGGGGAGGAACAACCCCUGCCUGGUCUACCUCAGCUUCAACCACAAGAUCUACAUCUACUGGCAGGUGGAGCUGGAGCGGAUGGAGCCCAGCAGCCUGCAGAAGGUCCUGGAGGAGAGUGCAGAGUACACAGCUCUGCUCUGCAAGCUGAAAAUCGAUCCCAGUGACACGGGUGCAGUUCGGAACCUGAUCGGAGAUCUGCUGUACAGACAUUCAGAAGGCGACCAGACACUCUGACAACAUAUACUGUGUACAUGUAAAUAACCUACAUAUAAAGAAUACAGGGAACUGCAAGACGUCAGAGGCUGGCACAGAACAUAAGCGCAAACGGACGCCUAUGACGAAUCCGUCACGGCUCUGAGAGUGAAACGGAGAAGACGAUGUUAGCAGAUUCAAAGUGCUGUGCGCUGUCCUCUCCGUUACUCACGCAAAUCAGUUCGGAGAACCCGCUUGUACUGGUGCCACGCUCAGGACCGAAAACGCGACAUCUCGGUGUGACUUGCAGGAGCUCGGACGUGCACAAAGAUCAGAGCCAUGCAAAGUCCCGCAGAGCAGGUCUCUGGCUCAGGCUAGGACAGAGCAGGCUCUUAGGAGCAAUAGAGAACCCGCUGAGGGCCUCCUGUGACCAUGGUAUCUUUAAGAAGGAAUUUGGCUUAAGAAAAGGUAGUUGAGUUUGAGCUGCAGACCUGCAUGUUUGUGAGAGACACGAACUAUCAGAAACCAUAAUAGCCUCCGGAAGAUGCUUGCA
This is a messenger RNA of Electrophorus electricus (electric eel), 2101 nucleotides long. The record is from RefSeq and is a predicted model, not a curated record. Lineage: Eukaryota; Metazoa; Chordata; Actinopteri; Gymnotiformes; Gymnotidae.